Messenger RNA from Triticum turgidum subsp. durum (durum wheat), 405 nucleotides. NCBI's taxonomy places the organism in Eukaryota, Viridiplantae, Streptophyta, Magnoliopsida, Poales, Poaceae. The record is from the annotation of a GenBank genome assembly.
AUGGCGGCGGCGGCGGCGAGGAACCUGGUGCUGCGACACCUCCGCUUGGCCGCGGCCCCCGCGUCGUCGGUGGCCCUCAGGCCGGCAGCGGCACUGCAGGGGGCCCUGUCGCGGCGGCGGUGGAUGUCGUCGGAGGACGCCAAGGGGUCGUUCCUGGACAAGGACGAGGUCACCGAGCGCACCAUCAAGGUCGUCAAGAACUUCCAGAAGAUCGACGACCCAUCCAAGGUGAAAGCAGAUGCCCACUUUAAGGAUGAUCUUGGCCUAGACAGUUUGGAUGCAGUAGAGGUUGUGAUGUCCUUGGAAGAGGAAUUUGGCUUUGAGAUACCUGACAAUGAAGCUGACAAAAUUGACUCCAUUAAAGCUGCAGUGGACUUCAUCGCCUCGCACCCCAAAGCCAAAUAA